Caenorhabditis elegans is the source of this 1401-nucleotide messenger RNA. Lineage: Eukaryota; Metazoa; Nematoda; Chromadorea; Rhabditida; Rhabditidae. The record is from the annotation of a RefSeq genome assembly.
AUGCUGGUUGUUAAGACUGCAAAUCUUGCUUUAACUAUUGUUUUUGCUCAAAUCCUGUUCUAUUUGAAUAUAUACUUACUUUAUGCAGUUUUCUGUUCGAAAAAAUUAUAUUCAGACCAAACUUGUUACUUUUCUAUUGUCGAUUUUUAGUGGAUGUGGGACAUAUGUUAAGUGAUAAGAUUGUGUGGAGAUUUCAGUGAAUAAUGCUUUCACUGAUCUAAAAUUCCAAAACUCUGCUUUUUUUUUGUCGAACAUCACACAAAACGGACAUUAUCCGUGUGAACGUUUGAUUAAAUACACUCAAUUUUGUCCACGUCAUUCAACAAAUUACAGAAAUUUAGGUAAAUCUGUGGGUUUAGAAAGAAAAACACCUAUACGUGUUGGGCUCUCCUUUCAAAGUUUAAUAGAAAAAAAUGCGAAAUUUUUUGCCUAGAAAAAAAAAGAAAAGAAGCGUCACACAUGUCGCUUUUGAAAAACAGUUUUGGAAGUUCACAUUUCCCUUCUUUACCCCGUUCGAGAAACGUGAACUCCUCGAGCAAAAACUAAACUUGACAACUUGACAGGUCUUUGUAAAAGCUUAAAAAAUCUAUUGAAAACGGACAAACUCGAUAAAAAAAUGAUUAAAAAUCCAUUUCGAAUUCAUCAAUUAAAUCGAUAAAAAUCGUUGAAUUUCCAGUAACAAUUAACAAGUCCUACUUCCUGGCUGUACUUUUAUCGGAUAAUUUUGCUGUCGAAAAAAUGGCGUUCUUCACAACAUGCCCGUCUGUAAUAUUUGCUACAAUGCGCUCUAUUCUUGGUUUUUUUUAUUACUUCUGACAGACUUGUGGCUAUUUAUUUUCCAGUGUGGUAUCAUCUCAAUUGGAAAAAGCUGUCAAUACCCGUUGUUGCUUUUAUUCUAAUUUUAUCCGCCAUAUUCAACCAAUACAUCCUCUUCGGAUAUUGCAAAUAUUCAAUCAAUGUACCUUUAAGAUGCGAUGACUUUAAAUGUACUGUGAAUACGUGCUAUUACAAUUAUUAUAUAUCUCAAGAGGAAAUUUUGCAUUUUGUAAUUGGAUCCAUGACUACCUUUUAUGUAUUCGCUUAUUCAUUAGAUACCUAACUUCUAAAUCUGAAAUUAGCAAGUUCCUCUCACAAGUACGUCUGUAAUUUGGCAGUGAUUCUGAAAAAGAAAAAAUGUUUCAGGCAACGCGUGUUGCACUACUCGAUUCGUUUACAAUUAUAGUCUUCAAUGUUUUUCCUUCGUUUUUAUACGCCCAGUUUCCAGCAACUAACUUUUAAAAAUUUGGGCCAUUGAUAUCAUUCUUCAAACGCGUUGGAGCUUUAAUUGACGCUGUCUUAAUUUUUAGAAUUUUCAUGCGUGAGAGAAAUGUUGCCUCGAAUGUUAUCUCACCAAUUUCUUGA